GUCAUAGCGUCCGAAAGAUAACCAGAUUGUGAUCAUUAUGAAUUGUUUUCAAUCUCAAUGAACAAACUGUGUUAUUUAUGUGUUAAAAUACAAUUAGAAACGUAAUAACUAAGUAACUAAAUAAAGUGUUCAUACUCACAAGUUAUAAAUCUAACGUUCAUCUUAAAAAUGUUGUCUGGUAGACCUCGAUUCAUAAAACCGGGCAAUGACCCGCUCUAUCCAGCCAGAAACAAAGAUGGCGGAGUAGAAAUACUGAUAAACCCAAACACAGACUCUGCUCUGACCACAGAUAGUGAUGCGAAGACUAAUUUUGUGUAUAACCGGUAUCAUCAUCUACCGUUGACCAGUCAGAGGCAGAAGCUGCCGGUGUUCCAGUAUAGGAACCACAUAUUGUAUUUGUUGGAGAAGUAUCAGACUUUGAUACUUAUCGGAGAAACUGGUUGUGGGAAGUCAACACAAGUGCCGCAGUACCUCCACGAGAUCGGUCAUAAAGUGGUAGUAACGCAACCACGGGUAGCGGCCGCGGCGUCACUCGCGGCCAGGGUGGCAGAAGAAGUUGGCGAGCCGCUGGGCGAGUCCGUCGGGUAUGCGGCCGGCAUGACUAGUCUGCGCUCAUCACAUUCUGGCAUUAUGUUCAUGACAGAGGGUGUGCUGCUUCGAGAAAUGUUCGCGUCUCCACUUUUGAUGCAGUAUUCAGUUGUUGUUUUGGACGAGGUCCACGAAAGAUCGCAAAUGACAGACGUGCUGAUGGGACUGCUCAAGAAAAUAGCCAAAAAACGGAGAAACCUGAAGAUCGUCGUGUCAUCCGCCACCAUGGAUGCUGAAUUCCUGAAGGAUUUCUUCAAUCUGACAGACAAGAGAGAGAGGGAGAAACCUUCCACAUCUGUCAUCAUGUCUAUGCAGGGCCGGACGCACCCUAUUGACGUGUUUUAUACUCAAGAUCCGGUACCAGACUACGUGAAAGCCACAGUAGAUACGGUCAUCAAGAUACACGAAAACGAACCUUUUGGUGAUAUACUAGCAUUUCUCACUUCACAGGAAGAAAUACUAACAGCAUUAGAAACAUUACAACUAUACGCAGAACAGAACAACGAGAAAAACAAAUACAGGAAACAGUUCCCGAGCGGCGUACAGGCGGCGAAUUUAUCCGUUCUACCAAUGUACGGCAGUCUGCCACACUACAGGCAGAUCAAAGUGUUUCAAAUGGCAGACAAGAAUGUUAGAAAAGUGGUCUUAGCGACUAAUAUAGCGGAAACUAGCGUCACUAUACCCGGGAUUGUUUACGUGAUCGACUGCGGUUUCCACAAGCUGCCAUACUUCGACCCGUCGGUCGGCGUCGAGAGUCUGUGCGUUUGUCCGUUGUCGCGCGACAAUGCGCGACAACGCGCCGGCCGCGCGGGGCGCACGCAGAGGGGCAAGUGUUAUAGAUUAUACACAGAGGCGGAAUUUGAUAAGCUACCUGCCAGCGUUCCACCGGAGAUAUCAAGAAGUGAUCUGUCAUCCGUACUGCUGCAGCUUAAAGCUCUCGGCAUACAUAAUUUACUCAGGUUCACAUUCCCAACGCCGCCGCCAGCUAAAAGUCUACUCUCCGGUCUAGAAACACUCUACGCUUUAAAAGCAAUAGACCAAGAUGGGAACCUGACACCUUCGCUAGGAGAGAAUAUGGCGGAGUUACCAUUAAGACCCAUGUGCGCUAAAAUGCUGUGUAAUAGCGGUGAAUACGGUUGCGUUGAGGAGGCGUUGUCGAUCGCUUGCAUGCUUCAAGUAGAGGGCGUCUUGACGAAGAGUGCGACGGGCAAGGACAACAUUGCGGCUAGGAUGUCUAGGAGAAAUAACUUCGAGGUAGCCGAGGGCGAUAUAAUAAUGUACUUAAACGUUUUCGAUUCUUACAUGAAAGUGAAAAGCUCGAUACAAGACGAGAAACGGUCGAAAAAGGCGUGCAGAGAAUGGUGUCAAAAGAUGUAUGUCAACCACCGCGUUAUGGAGAAGGCCUGCGACAUUAGAGACAGCUUGGAAAAAAUAAUAAAGAGAAAGUUUGAGAUUCAAAAUAAAACGUUCGAUGGACCAGACUUAGGAACAGGGAAAUGUCAAAGGAUAAUGAAGUGCAUGCUAUCCGGAUUCUUCCCCCAGGCGGCGCACCUGAGCACAGACUCCACAUACAGAGGUGUCAGAGGCGCUACAUUACACAUCAGCCCAGACAGCUGUCUGUUCAGAGUGCAGCAGCCGUCGUGGGUGGUGAUUGCAAGCGUCCAGAGCACGGGCGACAAGACAUACAUGCGAGAUAUGAUGACGAUAAACAAGGACUGGCUGAUAGAAACAGCCCCGCAUUAUUAUAAACAAACGUAAUAUUAUUAUACUA
Messenger RNA from Cydia fagiglandana, 2359 nucleotides. Its product is annotated as probable ATP-dependent RNA helicase DHX35. The record is from RefSeq and is a predicted model, not a curated record. Lineage: Eukaryota; Metazoa; Arthropoda; Insecta; Lepidoptera; Tortricidae. Gene Ontology annotation, molecular function: helicase activity; ATP binding; RNA binding. Bases 169 to 2346 code for a protein of 725 amino acids. The transcript has 16 exons. Gene Ontology annotation, cellular component: intracellular anatomical structure; catalytic step 2 spliceosome.